Molecule: messenger RNA, 222 nt
Organism: Dentiscutata erythropus
Lineage: Eukaryota; Fungi; Glomeromycota; Glomeromycetes; Diversisporales; Gigasporaceae
Source: the annotation of a GenBank genome assembly
GGCAGCUUCCAAAGUCUGGGUAGAUCAUCAUCCCGGACUUUGGCAGACCACCUCAGUAGGCUGUUGCAGGGCUCUGUGGCUACAGCAGUGAUAUCAAUUAUUGAUCCAACCUCAAUUAUCAAUCCAAUGGUGAUCAUCAACUCAAGCUUUGUGGGCCGUCCUGAUAUACUUAAUCUUCCGACACUAAGAACUUACAAAAACCCAGAGAAAGCAAGAUCAUGA